Calidris pugnax (ruff) is the source of this 331-nucleotide messenger RNA. It is a transcript of the gene UBL5, whose product is annotated as ubiquitin like 5. NCBI's taxonomy places the organism in Eukaryota, Metazoa, Chordata, Aves, Charadriiformes, Scolopacidae. The transcript is spliced from 4 exons. Gene Ontology annotation, cellular component: cytoplasm; nucleus. The record is from RefSeq and is a predicted model, not a curated record. Bases 82 to 294 code for a protein of 70 amino acids. Gene Ontology annotation, molecular function: protein tag activity. Gene Ontology annotation, biological process: mRNA splicing, via spliceosome; protein modification process.
GCGUCACUUCCGCUUCCGGCCGAGCUCCCCCGGUAACUUCCGGAUCGCCGUUAGAGCGGAGUGACGCAGAGCUCGGCCGCAAUGAUCGAAGUCGUCUGUAACGACCGUCUGGGCAAAAAAGUGCGGGUCAAAUGCAACACCGAGGAUUCCAUCCGCGACCUGAAGAAACUGAUCGCGGCGCAGACCGGGACCCGUUGGGAUAAAAUCGUCCUCAAGAAAUGGUACACCAUCUUCAAGGAUCACGUCACGCUGGGCGACUGUAUCCUUCUCCGGGCGGGCUUUUUCUAUUUUUAACCUUUUCCUCCCCUUUCCCCCCCUCCCCCCUCCCCCC